AUGUGGCGGGUGGCGUGUCGCGAGGCGCGCAAGCAAGUCGCGUCGCUGACCCAUGGGCCCGCGUGUCACGGCGCGCACGGCGCGCCCGCACCGGGCGGUCCUUAUCCGCUGCAUUCCCUCGCGCACGUCGCCCCGCCCACCGCCGUCACGCCGCAUCACGCGCGCCUCAUCCCGUCGCUCGUCGUCGCUCACGGCCCCGCAUCCCUCGCCACCAACGCGACGCGCAUCGGCGCAUGGCGACACGCGUCGCCCCUCGCGCUCACGCUCACCUCCCCCUCGCUCUCCGCUCUCCGUUCCGCCCUCACGCACUCCUCCGCCAGCCUCUCUUCCGCCACCCUCUCCGCCGCCGCCGCUCUGCCCGCCGCAGCCCGCGCAAGCCUCGCCGUCCCCGCGGCAGGCGCGGCGGCAGGGCGGGCGGCAGGCGUGAGCGUGUGGAAGCACUGCGGGCGGUGCUACUACGAGCUCAGCAAGACGCGGCUCAGGUGGGUGGGGCGCGGCUCAGGUUGGCGCUACGCGGCUCAGGUGGGUGCGGCUCAGGUGGGCGCUACGCGGCUCAGGUGGGCGCUACGCGGCUCAGGUGGGUGCGGCUCAGGUGGGCGCUACGCGGCUCAGGUGGGUGGGCGCGCGCGCAUAGGCGGGGAGCUGGCAUGUCCCGUUGCUCUGAAUGUGAAGAUGGCGCCUUUUCCGUUGCUCUCUCGUGUGCCUCACCUCGUCUCGCGCGUAGCGUCCACCCACCACAAACAGCAGCUUCCGCUGCGCACAGCAUUCCCUCUAUUCCCUCCCCUCCUCCUGCCACAAACACCCGUGCCUCCCGCUCACAUGCGCCCCCAACCCCCUGCACCAUAUCUCCCCUCUGCGCGCCUCACACCCCCCAGCCUGCUGGUGGUGGCGACGGCAGCAGCGGGGUUUGUGAUGGGCAGUGGCGACAACGUUGACUGGGCGGGACUUGGAUGGACCUCGCUUGGAACCUUCCUCGCAGCUGCCUCCGCCAAUACGUGGAACCAGGUGUGGCUGCCCAGUGCCAACGCUGUCUGCUGGCCGUACUGCUUGCGGCACCCCUCACCUCGCACCCUCUCGUCUCUCGUUGCCCGCCACAAGCCGGCAGGGCGGACGAUCAGCCCUUCGUUGCCCCCUUGUGCCCCUGUGUUACCCGAUGCGCCCCCCCUGUGCGCCCCCCCCUGCGCGCCCCCCCGGUUUCCCUCCCAGGUGUACGAGGUGGCGAAUGACGCCCUCAUGAAGCGCACGCGGGGAAGGCCGUUACCAGCAGGGCGGAUGACCCGGCAGCACGCCAUCGCAUGGGGACUGCUCACUGGGGCCAGCGGCCUCGCCAUCCUCGCAAACCCAGGUGUGGCCAACAGCAUGACAGUGGGUCUGGAGGCAGUCAACAUAGCACUGUAUGGGGGGGUGUACACGCCACUCAAGCAACUGCACCCCGUCCCCUGCCCACCUCUCCUCUCCCCCUCUCCCCCCGUGCAUACCAACAGCAUGACGGCAGGCCUAGGAGCCGCCAACAUACUGCUGUAUGCAGGCGUGUACACGCCCCUCAAGCAGCUGCACAUCGCCAACACGUGGGUGGGCGCUGUCGUCGGCGCCAUCCCGCCUCUCAUGGGGUGGGCGGCGGCGAGUGGGGGGCUGGACUGGGGGGCGGGGGUGCUGGCAGGGGCGCUGUACCUGUGGCAGAUGCCGCACUUCCUUGCUCUCGCCUGGCUCUGCCGCAAGGACUAUGCUGCCGGGGGCUACCGCAUGCUGUCUCUGGCGGACCCCACGGGGCGGCGCACAGCAGCAGCAGCGCUGCGCAACUGCUGCUACAUGCUGCCGCUGGGACUCGCUGCUGUCUCCCGUGCGCCCUCCCCGCCCUCCCCGCCCUCCCUACUGUCUCUACCCCUCCACCCGUGGUCCCAAUGCCUUGACCCUUUAUCUUUUCCAAUGGCUCCGCGCUUGCCUUCCCUCUCGUCUCAUAACAUCAGCCCAUCCGUGUCUCUGCCCAUGCCAUCUCGGUCUUUGCACUCCCCACUCCCCCACCUGUAUGCACACUCCUUCUCUCACCUCCUUUCCCCAGCCAUGCUCUCAAUACCCCACGUGCUCAGCCCUCACCCUUCUCAUCCCUCGCCCUUCUCAUCCCUCACCCUUCUCAUCCCUCGACCGUCUCACUCCAGACCUCCCUCCCUCCGCUCACCCCCACCUCGUUCCCCUCCUCUCCCAGUGGGGUGCACCACAGCACCGUUCCUAUGGGAGAACGUGCUGCUAACGGGGGCGUUCACAGCAGCGGCAGCGCCCUUCUAUCGCAGCCCCUCGUCAGCGUCAGCCAGGCAGCUGUUCCGCGCCAGCCUGCUCUUCCUGCCCGCCCUCAUGGCCGCCAUGCUGCUGCACCGCCUCCCCCACCACCCCCUCCCCGCCCAUGCUCUCUCCCCCACCCCCGCGCCCGCACUCACCCAUGCGCUUCUUCCCUCCCACGCUCCUGCAGUGAUGGCAGGUGCAGGCGAGGGUGGGGUAGGGGGAGCAGCAGUGGGAGAGCAUGGGGCGAGGGAGGAGGUGGGGCGGAAGGCAUGGGGGGAGGCCGGGGCCAGGAGGGCAUGGGAGGCAGCAGGGCAGUGGCGAGAGGGGCGAGGGCAGGAGGAGGGCGAGUCUUCCUCCAGUGGCGUAUUACUCGGCGGCUCCCUUUCCCUUCCUCCCCGUGCCCCACUAUGCAUGAACCUCGCCUUCUGCUCGUGGGGGGGAGGGGUGGUGAUAGUCACGCCUGCAUGCACGCGGCAUGCAAUGCGUACCUGA
Molecule: messenger RNA, 2769 nt
Organism: Closterium sp. Naga37s-1
Lineage: Eukaryota; Viridiplantae; Streptophyta; Zygnematophyceae; Desmidiales; Closteriaceae
Source: the annotation of a GenBank genome assembly